CAUCUAUCUAUUAGUGCGCGGCGUAUUAGUAUCGUUUUUCGCCUGGCCACGACGCGAAACGGCAGACGGCCUCCCUUCGAUCCCUCUUCCGAUCCCGAUCGAUCGAUACACUCAUUAUUCCGGGACGGGACGAUGAUGGAGAUAUUGAAAUCGAACGGUGAGUGGAGAGGAUAUCGUCGAUAACGAUAUCGUUUCGAUCGGGUUGAGAGAGAUAAUUGAUUUAAAUAAAUAAUAAUAAACUUAAAGUUGAAGCAGAUAUAAAAAGGUUUCCUAGUUGGUCACGAAGGGGGAGAGAGAUCACAUUCGAGAUUGGGUUUUAAUUUUCGGGGAAAAAAAUUUUUGAAUAAUUGGAGAAUUAAUUAAAUGCUCGUUCCGAGCAAAGAUUCUUAUUUUAUCUUCUUGAAAGAGUUUAAUUUAAAUUUAAGAUUAAUAUAUAUUAAGUCACGCGCUUCGAAGACUCAUUUUUUUUUUUUUUUUUUUCAUAAUAUCCUCUUAUCUACAAAUCGUCCGUGAUUUCGACACCACUCUUGCGACAUUUGUUGUAGUACCUUGAACCACGGAAAUUAUUUCUACUCGCACGUGUGAAAAUUAAAAUUGUUUAAAAACUAGUUCCUAUUCAUAGUCGAAAAUUGUGAUUUUCUAACAAGAAAGAGAAAGAGAGAGAAAGAGAGAGGAAGAGAGAAUAUUUUGAAAUGUUUAAGAAAUCAUUUCGAGGAAUCUACUUGACUACGCUUUAAUGUCAAGUUUUCGAUGACUGGUCAUUUCUAGUUCAUUGUGCCGAUCACGUGUCGAAAAUAUAAUCGCUGGUUUGACGUUCGAAAAACGCGACGUUGGUAUAUUAAUUUCGAAAAUAUCGUUGUCGACGGGUUCGAGCUCGCAACAAAUCGCCUUUGAUUAACUGAUUAAUCAUUCGAGUGACGUUCGCGUUUAAUCGAUUAAAAAAAAAUUCAUAAUUAUCAUUUAUAAUACGAGAAACAGAUGGAGCAAUUUGAAUAAUUUGUCAAAUGGAUCAUCAUGUAAAUUCCUUAUUACCAUAAUUAUAUUUCUAAAAGCUUAAAUUUGCAUUAACAUCCGAUCUAUAAAAAAAAAAAACCAACGCCAAUUAUAAAUAACUUAGAACUAGAAUGUGUCGUACGAAAAACUCGCAUAAUUUAAAAAAGGAAUAUACACGUUUUUCGAUAAUUCCUUCUAAGAAUUCCUCCUAAGGAAUUAUUCCUUCCUAUGGCCGAACUCAUCCGCGUACACCGAACUUCAAUUUCCUCCUCUAACGCACGGUUCUUCCUUCCAUCGACGAAUCUCUCGAAAUCGCCCCGUUCAAGAUUCCCGCCCAAUCCCGUUAAUCCCAUUUCCUCUCGUAACGUUCUCUCGCCCAACCCUAUUCCACACGGAACAAAAUCGUUUUCCACCUCUGUCAAUACGAAUCUGCUCGUUGCGAAAAAGCAAGAAAUUUGACCAAAGAAGUCUUCCCUGUACAAGUUCUCGAUUGUUUCUAAUCUUUUCCAUUAUUAUUAAUUAAAAUAUCAUACACGUAAUAAGGUAUCGACGAAACGGAACGUUUCACGAUUUCGCGAGAUAUACGCGCUAGUACAUAGUUUCGUCUAACACGAAUUUUAAUUAUCGUUCGUAAAUUAAUGGGCAACGUUUUGACCGGUCGUUCCACCGAUAUUUUUGAACCGCCAAGUUUUGUGACGCUAUUUUUAAACAGAAAGAAUUGACCUUUCAAACUUGUCGCGCGAAUAUAUUAACACCCUGUACAGUAUCGGGUUGGCGGAAGAUACAUCAUCGAGUUUCGUCUUUCCUCGUCCCUGAAGCAAAAGGCUCCUCGUCGAGACGUAUAAGAGCCGGUCCCGGGGCCGGGGCCCCAUUUUCGUUCCAACGGACGAAUCGUGGUGGUUAUGUACACCGUUGUUAUUAUUGACUCUGUGACACUGUGACGCGAGUGAAUGGUAUCCGCUCAGUCUCGUUCAAAUUUCGAGGAAAGAAUCGGAAGAGGGAGAGAGAAUCGUUUGGAUAUCAAUUUGGGACGACGAUUGUUUGGAUAUCAGGAUGGCGAUAUGCGAACGAACUACGUUGACCGAAUGGGACAAACUUCCUUCCAUCAAAGUCGGCGACUUCACGCUCGAGGUCGAGUUUGGGCCACCUGGCAAGGAGUUGCAGGAGAUAGCGAAGAACGAACUUCGAGAGACGCCUGAACUUCAGAAGGAUGCGAUCGCCCGACUUAGGGAAUUGCUGAAAGCCGAGGCAGACUUGAAAUGCCCCGUGGAGAACGACGCCUGGCUAAUCCGAUUUCUCAGGCCGUGCAAAUAUUACCCGGAUUCGGCGUUGAAUCUGGUGAAGAAUUAUUACAAUUUCAAAGUGAAGCACUCGAACGUCUACGAGAAUUUGAAACCGAGCAAAGAGAAAAACAUAUUCGAGCAAAACAUUCUGUCGGUGUUGCCGAAUCGAGAUCAAAAUGGGCGGAGGAUACUCCUGAUAGAGUUAGGGAAGAAAUGGAAGCACAACAAGUGCAGCCUGGACGAGGUGUUCAAGGGUUGCGUGCUCUACGUGGAGGCGGCCAUGCUGGAGCCGGCCACGCAGAUCGCGGGCGCGAUAGUCAUUUUCGACAUGGACGGGCUCACUCUUCAACAGGCUUGGCAAUUCACUCCCGCGUUCGCCAAAAGGAUAGUGGACUGGUUGCAGGACGCUGUACCGCUCAGAAUAAAGAAUAUACACGUCGUUAAUCAGCCAUACGUGUUUAACAUGGUGUUCGCGUUGUUCAAACCGUUCCUUAGGGAUAAAUUGAAGAACAGGCUGAUUUUCCACGGUACAGAUCGGAAAUCGUUGCACCAAUACAUCUCGCCCAAAUGUUUGCCAGCCUGCUACGGUGGAAACUUGCAACUCCCUCGUAUAACAGGGCCACAAUGGUUGGAAUUAUUAUUAUUGUGCGACAAAGAAUACGAUGGUACGGAACGAAGUCUUCUUCAAUUUUCAAUUUCAAAAUAAAAGGACUGAAAUCGAAGCACAAACGUUGCUCGUUUGGUAUCGUUGCUGGAAGGAAAUCGACGAAGAUGUUAUUUUAUAUUUCGAAUGUUUUAUUACUUUUUUUUUUUUUUUAUAAUAAUUGAUCCUUCUUUUCUCUUUUCCAGCAAUCAAUUCGUACGGUUAUAAGAAAUAAUUCAUCCGUUUCGAUGCGCCUUCACGAGGAAUGUAAACAAGAGAGAUGAUCCGAACGUAUCAAGUUUUUUUUUUUUUUUUUUUUUCCCUUUUGUGAAACUUUGUCGGCUGUGGAUUUUCUCGUUAACACGCUGAUCUGGAUUCAGCGCAUAGCCUACUUAGUUAUCUAUUGCAAUUUAAAUUAUACGAUGAAUUAAAUUAAACAACAAUGGUAAACUUUUUAUGAGAGGAAUGGGAAAAGAAGUACAAACUUUUUCCAAUUUGUUGUAUUGUCCAUAUUAUACUAUUCGAAUUAGGAUUAGAAAAUUAGAAUUAAAAUAUUAUUAGAGAGAGAGAGAGAGAGAGAGAGAGAGAGAGAGAGAGAGAGAGAGAAGAAAACCGAAUUCUUCUAAGGGAUUUUAUAUAUCAUAUAAAAUUAUAUUUUAUAAAUUAAGAUAAUUUUGUACGAAAUAAUUUUAUUAUUUAUAAUAUUAUUUUUGUAUUACUUUAAUGUUACUUAUAAUGUUUCUUCUUUUUUUUUUUUUUUUUUUUUGUGAACUUCUCUGUUAAUAGAUUUAAAUUUAUCGUUAUUAAUAACUUGAUAAUUUAACGCAAAGUCUUUCAAAAGGCUUCACAAGUUAUUACCAGCUGAUAUAUUUAAUAAAUUUGUAAAACUUGUUGAUUAAUUUAUUAUGUCAGGACAAAGAGGUUUAUCUCAAGGGUAUACGCUUACGAAAUAUGUACUUAAUUAAACAAUCCUGUUACAUAUACGAAUUCGUAAUUAUACACGAUAAUUGUAUCAAUUCUGCCAUUAUUUCUUCCUGAAGUAAAACAAUUAUUUUUAUUCCAA
Molecule: messenger RNA, 3982 nt
Organism: Apis cerana (Asiatic honeybee)
Lineage: Eukaryota; Metazoa; Arthropoda; Insecta; Hymenoptera; Apidae
Product: alpha-tocopherol transfer protein-like
Cellular component (GO): membrane
Molecular function (GO): phosphatidylinositol bisphosphate binding
Source: RefSeq, a predicted model, not a curated record